AUGGACAUCGAUGACCUCCUUGCCGAAGUUGCCGCAGACUCGACGCCACAGGAGACACAUGAUCUUCAAGAAUUGACACGUUGUUGGGUUGCAGAGCGCGUUGCGCCUGAGAUACUGCCAUGGCCAAGUGAGUUGAUGGAAAGGGUGUUGGAGAGAAUUCGACGGCAGAUUGAAAUGGUGGAAGACCAGACGGGUAGCAUGGAUCCCAAGACGAACUUCAAGUUGAUCAUCAUACAGACGGAGCUGGAGAGGUUCAAAUUCCUGGUCAGGAGCUUCCUGCGGGCUAGGAUAAAAAAGGCAUGUCGUGCUGCUCCUCGUCGACCAAGGCUAGGGGUGCUAAUUGCGCAUCAGAUCGAUGCACAUCCACUCCACAUCAAGGCACUGCACGAGAACUCGAUUGAUAGCGUACGACCCCUUCUCUCUUCCGCCGAGUAUCAGUACCUCGAAUCUCACCAAUCGCUGCUGUCGGCACAUUAUUCUUCCUCCUUCCUUGGCCAGUUUCCUCCAGCGUUACGGCGACUGGACGAUCCCUCAGGUGGAGUCAGCAUGAUUGAGAAGCCAGACGAGGAUAAAGCGGUGUUUGUGCGGGCGCUUAGAGAUGUAGGGGAUAUCUUUGUGGAAGGCACGGAUCGAAGAUUCCAAAUGAAGAGAGGGGAUGUGUGGGUGGUCAGAUGGAGCGCGGUGAAAGCGUGGACGGUUGGGUCGGGGACGGGAGACGUUGAGUUGAUCUAA
Messenger RNA from Plenodomus lingam JN3, 732 nucleotides. The record is from RefSeq and is a predicted model, not a curated record. Lineage: Eukaryota; Fungi; Ascomycota; Dothideomycetes; Pleosporales; Leptosphaeriaceae.